CUCGUUGGCGCCGGGCGUGCGUUGCGGGCUGAGGCGGAGGGAGGGGGUAAGAUGGCGGCGCCCGUCCUGCUGCGAGUGUCGGUGCCGCGCUGGGAGCGGGUGGCCCGCUCCGCGGUGUGCGCGGCCGGCAUCCUGCUCUCCCUCUACGCCUGCCACCUGGAGCGGGAGAAGGGCCGCGACCUCCACUACCAGGCCCUGUGCGACCUCAGCGAGCGGGUCCGCUGCUCCGCCGCCAUCACCUCCAGAUGGGGUCGAGGAUUCGGUCUGUUGGGUUCCAUCUUUGGAAAGGACAGUGCAAUAAAUCAGUCAAACAGUGUUUUUGGACUCGUGUUUUAUAUACUACAAAUGCUACUUGGUAUGACAGCAAGUGCAGUAGCAGCUCUAAUCCUCAUGACAUCCUCCAUAGUGUCUGUAGUAGGGUCAUUGUACUUGGCAUACAUUCUGUACUUCGUGCUGAAGGAAUUUUGCAUUGUCUGCGUCAUCACAUAUUUGCUGAACUUCAUUCUCUUUAUCAUCAACUACAAACGACUAGUUUAUUUGAACGAGGCCUGGAAACGGCAACUCCAACCCAAACAGGAAUAACGCCUGUUUGAACUUUUGACUGACAGUCUGAAGACCCAACUUCCAUUAAGUUUAUUUUGCAGUAAUUUUUUUAUUCUCCAUAUCAGACACUAUCCCUGAGAAUCAUAACUGAAUUUUUAAUUAUAAAAUUGAAGGGGCCCUAGAUAAUUUUUUGUGUGCUAAUCUUCAACUUAAAUGUGGUUAUGAAAGAAAGCUCUAAUACAAUCAAAGACAAGCUUUAACUUUACUUUGAAGGAGUUUUAGCCACAGCAAAACCUAGACUCUCUUCCCCCUCCACUUGUGAAGUGGAUAACACUUGCUAUAAAAUAUCCUGUAUAUAAAUUCAGGUAUAACAAGAUGUGAUCAUGACAUUAAAUAUUCUAGACUAGCAUUACCAUAUUUAAUGUUGCCAUGUUUACAGUAUGUGUAUUACUUUUUUUUAGCUGAUGGACUUAGAUUUGACUAGGACUUAUACUGUAAAUAAAAUUAGAAAUAUUGGUUUCAUCCCUGGAGAACUCACUGUACAAUCUCAUUAGCCUAGGAGCUGUCAGAGUGUUCAGCUAACAGUCGACUGGUACGAUGGAAGAAGUGACCUCUAUAGAGAACAUCGUGUUGCUGCACUCGCUGCUAGUGCUUUCACAAGAAUGAUGGUUGGGGUUUGUUCCUUUUUUUUUUUGUCUCGAGUAAUGAAAAUAGAAUUUAAGCUGAAACCUGAAGUAUGUUCAUUAAACCACAACUUCAUUACUUUCUGUACAGAAUGAAAAUAGCUUAAUGUGGUCAAUAGGAGGCUGCCACCAGGAUAUAAUAUGCAGAUUGGGGGUUGAUGUAUCAAAGGACUUAAUUUCCAUGCAGAGCUGUUUCAUUUUUAAACUGUGGUCAGCCAGCCAGUGUUACUAAUGUUUGAUGUUAAAUGAAUGCUGCAGUAUAAAAUUGCAAUUCGCAGUGGAAACCACUGACUGAGUGGGAUAACCAAGUAGUGCACUGAAGAAGCAGUUAAUUGAUCUUCGUCAGGAUCUUUGGUUUGUGCUAUAUUGGGAAGUGAACUUUAGGCCUGACACACAUAAGAUCCCUUGGAAGGACAACCUAUUUAGUGGGAUAAGUAAGUAAAUGUACUCUUGAAAAUGAAAUGUGAUAUAGUGCUAUCAUUGCUCUCUCUAAUAACUAAUUGGGGAAAAAAAAUUAAACUGCAGAUUUAAACCAAGGAACAAAAUUGUAAAUGUUGUUUCUGCACUCAGUAUUCUAAGGCUGAAUGUUAAAAGUGCCUUCUGUCUUAAAAUCUUAAACCAAAUACUUUGUGUUGAACUUGGCAGGCAGAAGUGUCCUUGCUUUAAAAAUGAACAAACAAACAAAAUUCCCAGCAAACUUGCUGGGCAUAGAAGAGUAUUAAGAGAUCCAUUUUAGUUUUUAGAUUGAGAAGUGGUAGCAAUAUUGUGUCAGUUAACUUAAAUCAAUGCAAUAGAACGUUGGUGAUGCGAUUUGGAAAAGCAAAAUAUUUGUGUUUCAGACUCUGACACCAAAAUAUAUAGGUUCAGCUUUUUUCUGUAAUUGGUGCUGUGCUGCUUUUUGCCCAUGUCAGCUUCUAAAUAUGAAGAAUUCCAACUGCGUACCCAUUUAUUUAAAGAAUUAGUUAAACUAAUUUUAGGAUAUUUUUUCUUAAACUUGAAUGUCAGAGAGACACUUAUGUUGUAUGGCUAAGUGGAUUAUAAACACUAAGUUGCUGAGGAUAAACUUGACUGUGAAACAUGCAGUGUUCCGUAGAGAAAAUAGAAAUUUUAGAUUGAAUUCACAAAAUAGUAUUUAAAUUACUACUGCAGUAAUUUUCUGGUUUGUAUCAAGGAUGUAGGUGGAAACUGCUUUUAUGUAUAGAGUUCUGUGGUAUGAGUAACAUCUGUUGCAUGUAACACUAAAUUACUUGUCCCUCUUGUCAGUUUUAGACAAUUCAUUAAAUGCGUUUUGUAUUGACCAGAGUA
Messenger RNA from Grus americana (Whooping crane), 2531 nucleotides. RefSeq names its product vitamin K epoxide reductase complex subunit 1 like 1 (gene VKORC1L1). Lineage: Eukaryota; Metazoa; Chordata; Aves; Gruiformes; Gruidae. Gene Ontology annotation, biological process: vitamin K metabolic process; peptidyl-glutamic acid carboxylation. The record is from RefSeq and is a predicted model, not a curated record. Bases 52 to 582 code for a protein of 176 amino acids. Gene Ontology annotation, molecular function: vitamin-K-epoxide reductase (warfarin-sensitive) activity. The transcript is spliced from 3 exons.